ACUAUUGAUUUAAUUAUGUGGGUUAACUCACCCCGUCUUGUACUUAAAAAAUAAAUAAAAGGGGCCUCACUCAACAAAGAGCGAGAAAACUUUGUCCAAAUUCUUUUCUUACUCCCACCUGAACGACUCGAAACUCGUUUUGAUUCUGGGACUGAAUCGUAAUUUUCAAAACCAUGUCUGGCGAAGAGGAGGAAAACGCCGCCGAGCUCAAAAUCGGAGACGAGUUUUUGAAAGCAAAGUGCUUGAUGAACUGUGAAGUUUCAUUAAUUCUGGAGCACAAAUAUGAGCAACUUCAGCAAUCAUCUGAUGAUGCCGUCAAUCAAGUUUCUCAGGUAUUCGAAAAGUCAUUGCAGUAUGUAAAGCGUUUCAGCCGCUACAAAAAUCCUGAUGCUGUUAGACAAGUUCGAGAAAUUCUGGCAAGAUAUCAGUUGGCCGAGUUUGAGCUGUGUGUCCUAGGCAAUCUUUGCCCAGAAACUGUGGAGGAAGCUAUUGCUAUGGUUCCAUCUAUUAAGACAAGAGGGCGUGCUCAGGAUGACGAAGCAAUUGAGAAGAUGUUAAAUGACUUAUCACUGAUUAAGAAAUUUGAAUAAAGUUUCAUUCAAUUCUCGUAAAUCAUGGCUAUUCCUACGUUGUGUGUAAUGUAAGUGGUACUAAAUGACAUAUCACUUGACUGCAAGCAAAUACGUUGUUGUAUGGUUAUUACAAAACUCUACAAUGUAAUAUUGUAGCAACUUUACCAGGACUUUUAUCAAGGGGAAUUUGAUAGAGACCCUAGAUAGUGACUUGUUAUGUUGAUGAAAAAAUACGAUUAUUGUUUUGCUGUGUAGAGAAUUCCUUUUUACAAGCAUGGGUUACUAGUUCCUACAAAUGUGUGAUAAUUGUCAAGAAACUAGAGAUUUUGUUUUUGA
Messenger RNA from Vicia villosa (hairy vetch), 908 nucleotides. RefSeq names its product DNA-directed RNA polymerase II subunit 4. The record is from RefSeq and is a predicted model, not a curated record. NCBI's taxonomy places the organism in Eukaryota, Viridiplantae, Streptophyta, Magnoliopsida, Fabales, Fabaceae. The coding region runs from base 174 to 590 and encodes 138 amino acids. Gene Ontology annotation, molecular function: translation initiation factor binding; nucleotide binding. The transcript is spliced from 7 exons. Gene Ontology annotation, cellular component: RNA polymerase II, core complex; P-body. Gene Ontology annotation, biological process: nuclear-transcribed mRNA catabolic process, deadenylation-dependent decay; positive regulation of translational initiation; transcription initiation at RNA polymerase II promoter.